Molecule: messenger RNA, 390 nt
Organism: Brugia pahangi
Lineage: Eukaryota; Metazoa; Nematoda; Chromadorea; Rhabditida; Onchocercidae
Source: the annotation of a GenBank genome assembly
AUGGAUGAGAAACGGGUCGAUUGCCUUGAUUUGUUAACAUUUCAGGAUAUGUUGGAUAAAUUGCGAAAGAUCGAUGAUAAAAUAUUGUUUGAACUAAACACUGCUCUGCCUAGCGAAUCAUUUUCUUCCAAUAUGGACAAAGGCGAAAAAUGUCGUUCCAUUUAUAAGGAGUUAUUAACUAUGAGAGUUAAAAGGAUGAAUUUGAUACAACACUGUGUUGAUGAAAAUCAAACAAACAUUUCCCGUUUGCGAAAGGAAAAAUCCCCAAUAGCAGAUAUUCGUAGUGCUCAAAAUACUCUGCGAGUAAUCCGAUCAGAAAUGGAUGUAGAAAGCAUUGUCAAUGACCGGAGUGAAAAAGCUGUGCACGAUCGUUGUAGGACCUUCCUAUGA